Anneissia japonica is the source of this 2284-nucleotide messenger RNA. RefSeq lists its product as uncharacterized. Gene Ontology annotation, molecular function: protein binding. The annotation marks the transcript as partial. The transcript has 16 exons. The record is from RefSeq and is a predicted model, not a curated record. Lineage: Eukaryota; Metazoa; Echinodermata; Crinoidea; Comatulida; Comatulidae.
UAUGGAGACACAGCAUUACAUGUAGCUGCUUACUGGGGAUAUUCAUCAGUGGUAAAACUACUGUUAGACACAGGAGCAUCAAUUCUCCAUUCAAAGAAAGGCAACACGCCUCUGCAUGCCUGCUUCCUGAAUCAAGAUUUAAGUUAUGAUCAUCACAGAAACGUUACUGUAGCAUUUAUGAUGACUCAUUCAAACAUAGUAUCCAUCAAAAACAGUGAUGGCAAAACUGUAAUUGACUUGUAUGAAGAAAGUGAGUGUAGGAGGUAUGAAACAGAACAUAGAUGUUUACAGAAAGAAGAGUUAUUACUGAUAUUGAAAGGUGGGCAAUUUCCAGUAAUCGAUUUUACACCUUCGGGAAGUACGGUUCCAUCAAUAAUCCAAACUCAUGGACCAUCGUCUGUAAAAACUUAUACGGAAGCAUUAGAAGACGGCAUUGUUGAGGUGAACCUUGGAACGAUUAAGGUGAUAGGACAAGAAAGAGCGGGUAAAACCUGCCUCAUAAAUUCCUGCCUUGGUAAAAAAUUUAACCAAGAUGAAGAAAUUACAGAUGGAAUAGCAACCACUAAGAUUAUAACCAGGACAACCAAUAAAACUGACGUAUGGAGUGAAAAUCUUACUAACGUUGGUAAUGCUACUGAAAGCUAUGAGAGGUCAAUGGCAGAGACAGUUUUUAUGAAAACAGUAGACAACUAUGGCUCUGUUGGAGAAAUGUUUUUUGAUUAUAGGAAAUCUAUUAAAGAAGCAUCAUCAGAAAAAGUAAAAACUAUACAUGAGACCCCAAAUGAAAACCUGCAGGUUACCAGUGUAAUCACAAACACAGAUUUGCAACUGAAUGAAGGACCACCAAAUACCAAAUCUUUGCCAUUGUCAAUUCGUGAAAAGAUGGUCAAAUUUGUUGGUAGAGGAAUGUAUUACAGAAAAGAAUUGGUAAAAUGGCAUAGGAUCAACGAGGACACAUUUAACAUCUGGGAUUAUGGGGGCCAGGUAAUCUACCAUGGAAUUCAUCGGAUCUUCAUGACAUCAAUGGCAGUUUACAUUGUCGUGUUUAACCUUAACGUCAAUCUGGAUGACAAGGCCGUUGUAAUGGAUUCAUCAGGGCAAAUGCGCAUUCACCACCUGACAAACCUUGAGUUCAUAUUAUAUUGGAUUUUGUCAGCGUACAUUCACAGCCGUGAGUUAAAAAAUGACCUGAACCUACAGAUUGCAUUACCGGCUAUUGUCCUUGUGGGUACCCACCGAGACUCCCUUGGAUCCACUGAACAGGAAAGGAUAAGCAAGGUAAAGGAAGCGUUUGACAAAAUAGAAAAGGCACUGAUGGGUAAACCAUACGAAAAGCAUGUGUACCCAACAUACUUUGACAUCGAAAAUAAUCGUUCAGAAGUAGAUGGCAAUAUUGCUAAGCUGAAGAAAGUGCUUGAUCAUCUCAUGACAGCAUUGGACAAGCCCAUUCCGUUGAAAUGGAUGCGCUUCCGUAGCGAAAUUCAUAAGUUAAAGGAUACAACAGUAGUCUGUCCUUUGAAAAAGGUGAAAGAAUUGGCUGCCAAGUUUGGAAUAAACGAGGAAAAUCAACAAAGUGUCCUAUUGAACUUCUUGUAUGACCUUGGCGAAAUCAUAUACAUGCCUGACAACAAGGUUUUACAAGAGUAUGUGGUAUUGAAUCCAAUGCAUUUUGUUGAAAUGGUCACAACAGUCAUCACUGUGAAACAACCCAACUUGGAGUCAGCCCUGUAUAAAAACCUCUACAGGAAACUUAACGAGGGUAUAUUAGAGGAGCCGUUGUUCAAGAAGCUUUUGGAAGAUCGUGGUGUUGAUUUGAAGAAGUUUGACUUUUUUGUCGAGUUGAUGAGACGAUUUUGUCUUCUUUGUGAGAGAAAAGAAGCCAAACCAGGAAACCGUUCUUUCUUUGUCCCACUUCGACUGGCACUUGAACCAUCGUCCGAUGAACAUAGACGGGUCGUCAGUUAUGGUGAGCGCGCUAUAAGCAUAUACCAUGACUUCUGUGGAUACCUUCCGGACGAGUUGUUUCCACAGCUGGUUACAGAGUUUAUCAACAGGUUUCAAGACGAAGACGGAAAUGAACAACCAAAGCUGGCACUUGAUCAUGCAGAACUUUACUUCGAUCAAUAUCAUUUUGUAAUAAUGUCUGCAAUUACUUUUGGACUAAAACGACUGCUGAGGACAACUAUUCUUAGAAGGAAGCGAGACGACAGAGCACAGGAAGACCUUGAACCAUUACCAGAAGCCUGUAAAACGGUAUGUUGUAAUUCCUCUAAAAAUAAUAAUA